AUGAGUUGCCAACCUUUUACUUCAGUUGAUAGUUUUGUUUCUUUGAAUUCUGAAUCUUCUGCUACUCUGCCUCUGAUAAUGCAUCACAGUGCUGCUGAAUGCUUGCCAGCCUCCAACCAUGCUACGAAUGUAGUGUCAACAGUCCCGUCUAUUUUGUCUUUGAUCCAAACUCCUAAAUUUUCGCACAUGCAUUUCUCCAUGACAACUUUUGGAAAUACAUCAGCAAGUCUUCAUUAUUCCGUACCUUCCUGCCAUUAUGGAAACCAACAGUCUACCUAUGGGAUGAUGACAGGUAGCUUAACCCCUUGCCUUUAUAAGUUUCCUGACCAUACCUUAAGUCAUGGGUUUCCACCCAUGCACCAGCCUCUUCUGGGAGAUGACCCCACAGCCAUUGACUUUAAGCAGGAAUUCCAUCGAAAAAGCAAAUCAAUUGAAGAACCAACUGACAUGGAUUCUCCUGAAAUUCAAGAACUGGAAAAGUUUGCUAAUGAGUUCAAAUUGAGAAGAAUUAAAUUAGGCUAUACCCAGACAAAUGUUGGGGAGGCUCUGGCUGCAGUACAUGGCUCUGAAUUCAGUCAAACAACUAUAUGCCGGUUUGAAAACCUGCAGCUCAGUUUUAAAAAUGCUUGCAAACUAAAAUCAAUAUUAUCCAAGUGGUUGGAUGAAGCUGAGCAAGUAGGAGCUUUAUACAAUGAUAAAGUGGGGGCAAAUGAGCGGAAAAGGAAAAGGCGAACAACCAUAAGCAUUGCAGCUAAAGAAGCCCUGGAGAGAUAUUUUGGAGGACAAAGUAAACCCUCUUCUCAAGAGAUUAUGCGGAUGGCUGAGGGCCUGAAUCUUGAGAAAGAAGUAGUGAGAGUUUGGUUUUGCAACAGAAGACAGAGAGAAAAAAGAGUGAAAACAAGUUUACACCAGAAUUCAUUUCCCUCCAUUGUUAAGUAA
This is a messenger RNA of Antechinus flavipes (yellow-footed antechinus), 939 nucleotides long. It is a transcript of the gene POU1F1, whose product is annotated as POU class 1 homeobox 1. The transcript is spliced from 6 exons. Gene Ontology annotation, biological process: regulation of transcription by RNA polymerase II. Gene Ontology annotation, molecular function: RNA polymerase II cis-regulatory region sequence-specific DNA binding; DNA-binding transcription factor activity, RNA polymerase II-specific. Bases 1 to 939 code for a protein of 312 amino acids. Lineage: Eukaryota; Metazoa; Chordata; Mammalia; Dasyuromorphia; Dasyuridae. The record is from RefSeq and is a predicted model, not a curated record.